AUGUCAAAUUACUACUCGAACCAACAAAACUAUGGCCAACCAUCGGCCAGCAACCUCCAGUUCUUCCCCUCCUCCUAUACCCCCGGCGUAUCGGGCACGGCGACUCCUUCGCAGGCGUACGGUGGAUAUGGCGCGCCGGCAUCACACGCAACGGCGUACGGCGGCGGCGUGACGGGGAGGAUGGGCGAGCAGGGAGGUCUUCGGACGGGUUGGCUAGCUGCGUUUUCAACGGAGGGAUAUGAGGGUGAACCCCCUCUGAUGGAGGAGCUAGGAGUCAACUUCGGUCACAUUCAAGCAAAGACACUCGCAGUCCUCAACCCCUUCAGCCGCAUCGACCAACACCUAAUGGACGACUCCGACCUCGCCGGCCCCAUCCUCUUCUUCCUUCUCUUCGGCUUCUUCCUCCUCUUCUCCGGAAAAGUCCACUUCGGCUACAUCUACGGCCUCGCCCUCCUAGGCAGCACUUCCCUCCACGCCAUCCUCUCCCUCAUGACCCCUCCCGACUCGGGCACCACCACCCCGCAAUACGGCGGUUCGACCUACCACGAAGGACCCCCGUCCGCCGCACCCGGCGGCGGCGCCGGCGGAGGACCGCACGUCUCGUCGACCCUGACGUUUGCCCGGAGCGCUAGCGUGCUAGGCUACUGCCUUCUCCCUCUUGUCGCGACUUCCCUCGUCGGCAUCGUCGUGCCCAUGGACACGCCGUUUGGCAUCGUGCUUACUAGUGCUGCUAUAUUGUGGUGCACGGCUAGCUCGAGCGGCAUGUUUUGCGCCGUGGGUAGGAUGAGGGGCAUGAGGGCUUUGGUGGCCUAUCCUCUUGCGCUGUUCUACGUUGGCUUUGGAAUCAUGGGCAUCUUUAGCAGUCGAGGAAGCGGAACGUUUGCGAGGUUACAGAAGCACUGA
Messenger RNA from Scedosporium apiospermum, 903 nucleotides. RefSeq names its product Protein transport protein yip1. Gene Ontology annotation, cellular component: membrane; trans-Golgi network. Gene Ontology annotation, biological process: endoplasmic reticulum to Golgi vesicle-mediated transport; vesicle fusion with Golgi apparatus. The coding region runs from base 1 to 903 and encodes 300 amino acids. The record is from RefSeq and is a predicted model, not a curated record. NCBI's taxonomy places the organism in Eukaryota, Fungi, Ascomycota, Sordariomycetes, Microascales, Microascaceae. The transcript is spliced from 2 exons.